UGGAAAAACCCCAAAAUUACGAGGAGCACUUGAAGGCAGCAUCAUCAGCGGCUGGAGCUCCGGUCCGGCGGACACGGACCUGAACAUGGGCGAAGGAACAGCCUCAGGUCCGGUGACUCUGAAAGUAAUCCUGAUCGGGAACUCCGGGGUGGGAAAAUCCUCCUUCAUGAACCGAUAUGUCAAUCACCGCUUCACCAACAUGUACCGGGCCACCAUAGGGACUGACUUCCUGUCCAAGACAGUGAACAUAGACGGGGACACAGUGACCCUGCAGAUGUGGGACACGGCAGGGACGGAGCGGUUCCAGUCCCUGGGCACGCCCCUGUACAGAGGAGCCCACUGCUGCAUGCUGGUCUUCGACGUCACGUCCAAGGCCACCUUCUCCGCCCUGGAGGUUUGGAGGAAGGAGUUCCUGGUGCAGGCAGAGCCGCAGGACCCCUCCGACUUCCCCUUUGUUGUCCUGGGCAACAAGAGUGACCUGAGCAACCGGGAGGUGUCUGGCAGGAAGGCCCUGCAGUACUGUGAGGAAAUAAGAGCCGACUACUUUGAGGGAAGCGCCAAAGAAGACGUGGGCGUCGAGAAGGCGUUUCUGAGAGUGGCUAAGAGCGGACUGCGACAGUACAAAAAACACACAUUGGAAAAUACAGGACAUUUCCAGAUAACCUGCAAACAGCCGACAGAAACUCGGGACACCUGUGAGUGCUGAGAGCAGCGCUCGUCCCCGUGUGGGAGGGAAAGUUCAGAGAGACCUCGGCACUGCUGAUGAUGACCUAUCUAACGAGGGUGCAAAAAUAGUGACCCAGCAAAGGUACUGUGGAAGGAAAAGGACACAAUUGUAUACCACAUGGAGAGAGGAACAAACUCAUUAAAUGUUUUUUCAUUU
This is a messenger RNA of Scophthalmus maximus (turbot), 883 nucleotides long. RefSeq lists its product as uncharacterized. The transcript is spliced from 5 exons. Gene Ontology annotation, biological process: phagosome-lysosome fusion; endosome to lysosome transport. Lineage: Eukaryota; Metazoa; Chordata; Actinopteri; Pleuronectiformes; Scophthalmidae. The coding region runs from base 86 to 706 and encodes 206 amino acids. Gene Ontology annotation, molecular function: GTPase activity; GTP binding. Gene Ontology annotation, cellular component: phagocytic vesicle; lysosome; late endosome. The record is from RefSeq and is a predicted model, not a curated record.